CCCCCCUCUGCCCGGGACGGGGAGCCCCUCGGCGCAUGCGCAGUGGCUCCGGCGCCGCCGAGCCUCGGGGAGUUGCGGAGCAGUGAGUGGGUCGGCGGCGGUGCGGAGCUGGGCGUGCUCGGCCACUCGCACAGGGACCGCCGGGCGGGCGGCAGCGAUUUGAUAUUUGGAACCUUCGUGCCUUGACAGUAAUCAUCAUGGACAGUGUGUUCUUAACAGAGGACAAAGCCAAUUCUGUGUAUAAAAGAUAUCGAAGAGCCAACAAAUUUUUGGAAGAAUUAAAGCAAGGGGACAUAGAACAUGAAUGCAGAGAAGAAAUCUGUACUUAUGAAGAAGCAAGGGAAGCAUUUGAAAAUGAGGAAAAGACGAAGGAGUUCUGGAAAGUCUACAAAAAUGGACUUCAGGGAGAAAGUAACACAGGACAUAGCUGGUAUUCAUUUUACCUUGCAUUUCCAUUAAUCAUUGGCCUUUUUGUUAUCCUCAUUGUCAUUUUUGUCAUAUGGAGAUGCCUGUUUAAAAAGAAAACGCGUAGACAGUCGGUGUACGCGCAUAGGGGAGCCCACGACGCGAUAGGUGAUGGUGCUGUGUCUGACGGCAGAGGUUCACUCCCGCAGCCUCUCAGCAUUGUUCAUUCCCCACAGGAGGAAAUGUUUGAAGUCAGUGGGCUCUCUCCAGGAGGUCUGAGCUAUGCGGAUACACGGUCAGACUCAAUAUCCACAAGGCUGUCAAACUGUGAUCCUCCUCCUUCAUAUGAGGAAGCCACUGGUGAAAUCAGUCUGAGAAGAAAUGAAGCUGAACAACAUUUAGAUCCACCUCCACAGUAUGAAGACAUUAUGAAUUCUAGCUCAGCCAGCGCAAUUGCACUAUCUCCUGUUAUCACCAGUACUAAGUAAAGCAAGAAGAAUACUUCUGGACUUCAAAAAAAAAAAAAAGAUCAAAUCGUUUUGUAGCACUUUAUCUUGGCUUAUUAUGCAUUUCUGUAAUUUAAUGGACCUGUAUAAUGAACUUCCCUUUUGUUUUAGAUUCACUUGUUCUUUGAGUCAUAGAUUUUUCUUUUCCCCUAUGACAGACCUUAGAAGAUAAGGAAUCUGUAUUGUGAGCGUAGUGCAGGUACAGAGAUGGUGCCCUGUCAUAAUUCUCAAAAGUAUCUCUGCUUUGAGAGGCGUCACUUGUUUUAUUCCGGAUGCUGACCACAUUCCCCACAAGAUUUGUGGAAUCCCCUUCCCUUCUUACUACAGACUCUUGGAAUUGCCUGAGAUGGGGAAUCCUUAAGAAACAUUUUAGAAAUUUCAUUACACUAAAGCAGACUAAUUUUGCAGUGUUUCCUCUUGUCUGGUUAGUUCCUUUUACUCACAUGGAAUUUUAUUACAUGCCACGUUGUAUCUUGGGCUCUGGAAUGACCAAGAGCCAUACGCCUUGGUAUUCAAACCAAUAUAUUGUUAGACUCUUCUGGCUUAAUAGCAAUAAUUUCAGAGCCCUAGCAGAGGAGAUAUAUUCUAAAGCUUUUGCUAUUACAAUUCAUGUUUAGAAGCUAGUAAUUCAAGACAGUAAUUAGUGAAUUUGAGUACUUUUUUGUGUGUUCUGCUUUUCUUCUCAGCUUUCUAUCUGUCUUUGUUUAUUUUAGGGUUGAGAAGUAUGCGCGUGCUACUUUCACAGGUUGAAAGCUCACGCAACACUAAAGAAUGAAAUACUGAAGAAUGGAUAAAAUCCUGAUUGUUUGGAAGUAGAUACCAGAACUACCAUAGUCUUCACUGGGACCAGGAUUUCAUCCAUUAUCCAUAAACACAUAAACCCAAAGAUACUGCUUUCCCUUUUAAAAGGGGAAAAAAAAAAAAGGAAAAGCAUUCAGUGUGCCAUUGUUUUCCACAAUAAUAUGACCCCAUUCUCAAAUCCUGUUGUUAUUUUGCCUCAUGCGUACUUACAUGUACCAUAUAUACUCCUUGUAUUAGUGGCUAUGGAAAUCCAUUGCAGAGAAUUUUGAUAACUUUCUUCAGCUGGUGUAUUUAUUGCUGAUUUCACAUUUGUUCAUUCACGUAGGAGGUGCUGGGAAGCAUGGGUAAUCUAGGCUAGCUCCACAAAUGUUGUGGCCCGUGUAGCUCCGCUAUCUCCAGAUGAGAGCUGCAGAGACUACCUGGUGUAGAGCAAAACCAUGAGGACCUGCUGUGUUGUAUUUUUAGCAACAUAAUGCAGACAGAACCCCAAGUUUUAGUUUGGAGUGGUUUUUUGAAGCUUAAGAGAUGUAAAUUUGUCAGAUUUGAUAUAAGUUGAUUGAAAUUCUGUACAAGCCUCUGUUUCAACUACUUUAGAUACUGAUGAUAGUUUAGCUGGUGCAAGCUGUGGUUUGCUGAUUCACUUUUCUCUAUUUAAUUUAAGAAUUCUUUGAUCAAUUUAGCUUGUGAAUAUUUAUUUUUGAUUUCUCACAUCAAGGUAGCAUGGCAUUAACUUUAGUAUUGUUCUGUUUUCUGCUAAUGAAUUAGCACCAACUGAAACAUAUUUGGCUCUGAAGGACUACUGUGUUAUGCUGUCUCUCUCACAACAAAAGCCUGAAUGAGUAUCUUCUUCCAGAUAUGAAAUACCAGUGCUAUCCAUUUGAAAUUGCUGUUAAUGUCCUCAGUUAAUUGCCUGCUGGCAUCUGCCAUGUUGUGAGUCUGACCCAUCUUUUCCCUAAGGAAUUUUGCAGAAGAUUGCUGAAAAGGAAUGAACGAAUACAUGGGUGUGCAUAUGCACACUUCUGUAAAAGUAGUUUGAAGAAUGAAGUUAUGAUCCUGUGAUUAACUUUAUAUUCUCAUUUUUGGCAAAGAGUAGGUUACCUAAAAUGUCUACUGGGGAUCUUCAGUUGCUAAAGUGAAUUUAUUGGCGUUAAUGGAUGGAGCUCCAGGCCAAACUGUUGUCAGAAAGAUAACUCAUAUAUUCAUUAUUCAUAAUGGAUAUCGAGCAGAUAAGUACAAUAUAUUUUGGACUCUCUGACCUCUUGAAGUGCUUUUAGCUCCUAGGUGAAGUCCUAAAUUACCACCUGUAGAAAUUUAAGCUCCUUUUAUACUGAGCAACAGUUAUACUGCCUUUGGCCAGACAUUACCAAAACAAAGUGCCUCGUCUCAGUUGCAGGAGACACCUGAAAGAGCUGGUAUUAAUGUCUAUGCCAUAUUGGCAUCUCCUGUGCCUGCCAACACAGCUGGCAGUUUUAGCAGUAAUUUUUUAGUUUGAAUAUGUGGUUUUCCUGUAGGAAAUGCCUGGAGAUGACCUAUUUCGCAUUAGGUCAUUCAGCAGCUGUCAACCCCUGAAGAGGGGCAGUCUGGUCUAGAGGUGAGCCACCUUUUUUUCCUCUUUGUUUCCAUUACAUUACUAGCUUUAACAACUUUCACGUUUCUGUCUCCUAAGUAGAGUAUGUUACUGCAUUCUGUAGAUACUUCUAUGUGCAAUGCAAACGUCAUAUUUGUCUUUCCAAAAAAAGCCACAACCAAAUAUCUGAAAUGACCUGUGACUAGAAUUUAUUGGGCCAUGCCUUUUCUGCAUCCAUGCACAUGAGAUGUGAGUGCUAUUUAGGGCUAUAAAUUUGUCUUGGUGUGAAUAAGCUUUCAUAAAUGAACUGAAUCUGCACGUGCCAGUUAUCUAAAUGUUUCCUCUGAGACAUUAGCAGCUUUCUUCUUGUUGGAAUAAUGUCACAUUACCUAAUAUUUUGUUUUACUUUGUGAAACGUGGGGAAGUGACGUAGUUUUGUGAAUAGCUUUUCUCAUCUGGGGUAAGAAUAACAUUUCUUUUGUAGUGGGUUUUCCUACAGCUUUGUUUUCCAGGGCACUUACUGAUUCUUCUUCUCUUGUAGUUGCAUUAUCAUGCCAUAAACAUUAUAAAUUUAUAUUUGUAUCUCUCUAAAAGGCUUUCCAAGUCUGAAUGCAGUACUGCCUUGACUAUUGACACAAAUAGUCAGGAUUCUGCUUUUCCCACUUUUGAAUGUAACACUGAAUUUCAUGUAUUAGGACUAAGAUGAUUUACCCACUAAAAUAAACUUGUAUUUAAAUGUCGCUGUUUAAGAAAUUAUGGAAAUUAAUUGUGCUUAGAUGAUGUUUAGCAUUAGCGGAGGUUGUUCUGUCUUCACUGGGUGUAAAUAACCUCUGAUUACAGUAUUGUGUGUUUUGAAGGGGUUUGGUUUACAUUAAAUUAUCAUAUUUAAACAUUCUUGACUAUGUUUAUAGAAAAAAAUUUUGUAACAUUUGUUUUUGGAUAUGCUAAAUAAAAGUUUUUAAAUGCC
Molecule: messenger RNA, 4246 nt
Organism: Numida meleagris (helmeted guineafowl)
Lineage: Eukaryota; Metazoa; Chordata; Aves; Galliformes; Numididae
Gene: PRRG1
Product: proline rich and Gla domain 1
Exons: 4
Coding region: 198-893 (231 amino acids)
Cellular component (GO): extracellular region
Molecular function (GO): calcium ion binding
Source: RefSeq, a predicted model, not a curated record